AUGGUGGUGAGAAAGUGGCAAUUAUUUUGUAUUUUCUUAUCUUUUCAAUCAAUAACUGUCUCGUCUAUUUUGUGUUGUGUCGGUGAUAAUACAUGUUUAGAAAAACCUAUUGAUUGUCCUUCGAAUGUUUGUUUCAAAUUAGUCUUCUUUAAAACAGCUGAAGAACGUGGUUGUAUGAACGAUUUAAUCAAAUAUAUGAAAUUUCCCAAGUCAGGAAGCGCAUCAGGUGAUGAUCAAUGCCAACAGUUAGAUGCGCAGAAUCCUGACAUGUCGUUAUGUAAAUGUACGAGUGACCUGUGUAACUCAUCAACCAAACACUUCGCAUACUUAGUUCCGGUUUUGAUUUCUCUCUUGUCUGUUGUUUUGAGUUUUCUUUAA
This is a messenger RNA of Adineta ricciae, 378 nucleotides long. Lineage: Eukaryota; Metazoa; Rotifera; Eurotatoria; Adinetida; Adinetidae. The record is from the annotation of a GenBank genome assembly.